Hydatigera taeniaeformis is the source of this 393-nucleotide messenger RNA. The record is from the annotation of a GenBank genome assembly. NCBI's taxonomy places the organism in Eukaryota, Metazoa, Platyhelminthes, Cestoda, Cyclophyllidea, Taeniidae.
CUUUCGGAUCAAGGUGGCGGCUUUCCCCGAUCAGUAAACGAUCAACUCUUCCGGUAUACUUACACCACAGGCGGUUUAAGGACAGGCCGCAGUGAAUCAAUCCUGUCUCCUUCGGCUGGUUACGCGCCGAUUGCUGGCUAUGGAUAUGGACUCCCGUUAUCGCGACUCUAUGCGCGUUACUUACAUGGGGAUUUAAGUUUGUCGGGAGCGGAAGGCUACGGAACUGACGCUUACGUUUAUCUCAUGCGUCGGGCUGCGGAUGCAGAUGAAUUCUUGCCUGUCUUCAAUCGCACCUCGGCUCGGCGCUACGAGUCGGUAGGCAUACCCAUUGACGACUGGAUCAACCGCAACAUAACUCAUGAAACGCCUCUCCAAACACCGUCGCAGGUAUAG